AUGGCGGAAUACCUUCUUGACGUGACGCCGCACAUGGCAUACGUCGAUCGCCAGGAACUAUUGCGCUCACUUUUGCCUGAGGCGGAUUUUGUGGCACGGCGGCAGAAGCAACUUGACAAGAGCACCACCGUCUACGUGGGCAACUUGUCGUUUUACACCACGGAGGAGCAGGUUUGGGAGCACUUUGCUUCCUGCGGCCACGUGCGGGAUGUCGUCAUGGGCCUGAAUGAGGUGACACGGACACCGUGCGGCUUUUGUUUUGUAGUGUUUGAGCAGCAGUGUGCUGCGAUGUGUGCCGUGAAUGACAUGCAUGGGUCGCUCCUCGACGACCGUUGCAUCUCAGUCUCCUGGGACGUUGGCUGUGACGCCUCGCGGAGGUGGGGACGAGGCGCGCAUGGCGGACAGGUUGUGGACGUGCUGCGGCAGAACCUGGACAGCGGGCGGGGCGGAUUGGGGGCACUGCGCUGCGGCGAGCUGCGUAUUAGCGCUGCUGUGGCAGAGGAGCAGCUGGUGCACUACAAGUGGGUGCCGCCCAAACGCGUACCUAAACGUGAUCGUACCGCAUGA
This is a messenger RNA of Trypanosoma rangeli, 567 nucleotides long. RefSeq names its product nuclear cap binding protein. Gene Ontology annotation, molecular function: RNA cap binding. Gene Ontology annotation, biological process: mRNA cis splicing, via spliceosome. Gene Ontology annotation, cellular component: nuclear cap binding complex. NCBI's taxonomy places the organism in Eukaryota, Euglenozoa, Kinetoplastea, Trypanosomatida, Trypanosomatidae. The record is from RefSeq and is a predicted model, not a curated record. Bases 1 to 567 code for a protein of 188 amino acids. The transcript has a single exon.